Molecule: messenger RNA, 772 nt
Organism: Cannabis sativa
Lineage: Eukaryota; Viridiplantae; Streptophyta; Magnoliopsida; Rosales; Cannabaceae
Product: small ribosomal subunit protein uS17
Exons: 6
Coding region: 135-614 (159 amino acids)
Biological process (GO): translation
Cellular component (GO): ribosome; cytosolic small ribosomal subunit
Molecular function (GO): structural constituent of ribosome
Source: RefSeq, a predicted model, not a curated record
UUAAAGAAUUAGCCGAGCCCAUAUGUGAAGCCCACAUGUAUAUAAGGUCAUUUUCUUAGUAAUAUCAGUAUAGCUUAAGUUUAGGGUUUUCUCACUUGGUAUCCUCGUCUCCUACCUCUCCACACUCCGCAGCCAUGGCAGAGCAGACCGAGAAGGCUUUUCUUAAGCAACCAAAGGUUUUUCUAAGCUCCAAGAAAUCUUCCAAGGGGAAGAGACCUGGAAAGGGAGGGAAUCGUUUCUGGAAGAGCGUUGGAUUGGGUUUCAAGACCCCCAGGGAAGCAAUUGAAGGAACUUACAUUGACAAGAAGUGCCCAUUUACCGGAACUGUCUCUGUCAGGGGGCGUAUUUUAGCUGGAACUUGCCACAGUGCUAAGAUGGUUAGGACCAUCAUUGUUCGGCGGAAUUAUCUUCAUUUUGUGAAGAAGUACCAAAGGUAUGAGAAGAGGCACUCAAAUAUCCCAGCUCACAUCUCACCCUGCUUCCGUGUGAAAGAAGGUGAUCAUGUGAUCAUUGGCCAGUGCAGGCCAUUGUCAAAGACUGUAAGGUUCAAUGUUCUGAAGGUGGUUCCUGCUGGUUCGUCAGGUGGCGGGAAGAAGGCUUUUACUGGAUUGUGAGCUUUAUUUCUGAUGUUAGUUUUGUGUUUUUUUCCCGUUUCCCCCACUACUUUCCAAGUAUAAUUAUGUUAUCAGGGGAAGUUUUGAAGUUGGAUUCUUUUAGAGGAUUGUUAUCUAAUUUUAUUUCAUGAUUUGAUAUAGAAAUCUUACUUUCUCUA